AUGGCUGCGGCUGGGGUGGUGUUCAUCCACAAUGCACGCUCGGUGUUCAUCUUCGCAGCUCCGACUGCGGCCACGGCUGGCAACAGGUCAGAUGAUGAGCAUCGCCAGCAUCGCUUCAGCAGCUCAGAUGAGUCCGACAGCGAUGGCGAGUCUCCGCCGGGCACUGAUGACAAGCCAGAUAAGCACCAGAAGAAGCGAAAAAAAGACAAGAAGCUAAAGAAGAAGGACAAGAAGAAAGCGAAGAAGAAAGCCCGGAAGCAUGACAAUGUUGCAGAUGGCACGCGUCGGCGAUUGCGAUGGUCCCGUUCCUUCAAGGUGGAAGUCGACUUAGUCAUCGACGUCGGUAGCGGUGAUGAUAGCAGUGAUAUCAGUGACAAAGACGAGUCCGCGAAGGAGCGCAGCGUCUUGGUCAGCCUCGCGAACUCGCUAGUGGCUGACGUUUUGGUGAGCACUGCCAGGGAGAUCCUCAAAGCGGUGGAGAAGGAUGAGGGCUCCAGCUACCAGUUUUUCGUGUUGCUGGCGUGCGACAAGAACGAGAACGCGACGAUCAACGUAAGCAUCUAUGCGGAUUGCUUCGGGAAAAAGAGCACUGGACAGGCAACGGCCCGUGCUGUUGGGAGCCUGCAGCAGCAGCUCGUGAACAUGUUCUGGGACCGGCUCUUCCGCAUCAAGGAUGUUGGGUGCGUGAGGAAGCAGAUGGAGACGCUGCCAGUGUGUGCACUGGAGCUCCACAAGUUUCCCGAGGAGUACGAGCCGGACAGUGUGCCCAUGCGGAGCGAGGACAAGUACUGUGCGAUGGUCAUGUUCGAGAUCGAGAUUGUGCGAUGCAUGACGCUCCCCUUCGCAGAGGAUGGAUCCGGUGGAACCCAGCGAGACAACUUGCGGGCGAAGGCGUGUGUUAAGCACAAGGACAAGCUGGGCGAGAAGAUGCGAGGCUACUUGAGAGUUGGGCUGGCAAAGAAGCUUUGGUCCGCUGUGGCCGGUGCAUCCAAGAAAUGCUUGUCCAUGGAGAGCAUUCUGCAGCGGUGCACUGCGGCGACACAGACCGCUGCAAAGGCCAAGGACGCUAUCAUUGACAUCGCAGCUUUCUUGGAGUGGGCUAGCGACGCAGCAUUGGUGGACCAGCUGCUAGCUGUGAGAACGUGUUUGGAGAGUGCGGAAGAGAUGGUGGCUGAGGCAGAGGUGCCAGCAGACCUGCGUCAUGCUGACGGUGUGGUUGCUGGCCUCGUGAUCAAAUUCGGGAACGAUGCCGUGGAACUCUAUGCCGAGCUCGUGGUUUCCUCGGCCCCAGCUGCUGCUGCGGCAGCACAGGCUCGCCAGAACGUGAUGGACGGUCGACCGGUUUUCCUUGGCCUGUGGAAACUCAUGCGAUCGUACGCCACCGAUGCCAAGGCUUGGAUGGACGUCAACGAGAAUUUGGCCAAAUGCUACGCCUCGGCCACCAGCGAAGUGACGCAGCUCCUGACGAAUGCCGCCGCAGUCGAGCAUUCGUUGGAUGCAGGUCAUGGGUCGAAGCAGCAGCAGCAGGACACGCCGGAUGCUGCGAGCGACGUGGAGCAGGAGAAGGUCGAUGUGCCAGCAUGCCUGCAGAACCUUGCGAUGAAGAUGUUUAACACGGUCGCUUCAUUUGCAGAUCGACCUGCUACUUGGUUCAAGGCCUUGGUGCGGGCCCAGAAGCAUGGUGAGGUCCUGGAAUGGGAGGCGUCGGUUCGGGCCCAGCUUGGGUUCCAGGUGGAGAAGUUGGUGCGUGGCUUUGUGCUUGUGGAUGACUUCCUCGGCAAGAAGAAGAGUGUGCCCUUCUCAGACACGGCGUGGCGCUCGAAGGCUGCAGUGAGGGAGUCUGCAACGGCUAUUUCGGACUUGGGGGUUCUGGAAUCUGAGAACCCCGGAGAGAAUGAGCUGCCCGGCGUGAAAGAUGCCUUGGUGGCCUUGACGGCUCGUGCAACCGGAACGGUGGAGGGAUUGGUGCACGACAUGCGCAACAUGAAGGAUAGCAUCCGAACAGUCUAUGACGACACGUGCAAGGUGAUGAGCGAUGUGGACGGCAUGGAUGAUGACAGCAGCGACUUCCCCGAGACGCUGCGCGCUGUUGUGGACAAGUACAACCAGAGCGGCAGCCCCAUGCAGGAUGCCACAAAAGGUGCACUGGACCUCAAGAAGUUGGAAGAUGUUGCUGAGGCAUUCCAGACUUGGGCAAAAGACUUUCCGGAGUGCGUGGCGACCGGCAUCAAGCACUUGUCGGAGCAGCUGUCAAUGGCCCCCACAUCAGUGCAGGCCUUGUGUGGGAUCUACAACACCAUGGCGAUGGAGAUUGUUUUGAGGGCAUCGGGCACACCAGCGGAGGACGCAGCGGUCGCCCAGGAGAAUAUGGAGCAGGUGCAGAAGGAUGCAAACGGCAUCGGGAAAUUCAUGGCCGGCCAGCUGAUGCUUUCGAAGAAGGACGUCGCUGGCAAGAUUCAGUUUCGCUUGGAGAAGAUCAUUAAGUCUGGGAAGGACUGUGCUGUGGGCCUAUGGGCUGACCUAGGCAGCAGCUACAGUUUCGUGGUAGUGGCCCAUGAGACGGCAUGUGGGCCAGGGUGUGGCAGCACAUCGAACUGGGUUGUGCCACCGAUCACCGAUCUGAACGGUAGCAGUCGCACCUUGCAAGAGCAUGAAGCGCUUGACGAGAAAAAUACAGCAGCAUGGUAUCGUCGGUUCUCUGGGGAAGGCAAAAUACGGCAGGAUUUUGACACUCGCCGGAGGCAGUUGGGUUUGGACGACAUGGCGAUGUAUCGAAAGUUGACGACCAAUUCCAAGAUUUAUGAUUUUGGACGACACCAGCUCCUGCAACCUCCACACCUCAUGGCUGCGACCGGCCCUGAGCAUGGUUUCGAUGUAUCGAAGCUGGUGAUGGGGUGUGAUUUCCGCCGAUCCACCUACUCUCGAAUGUGCGGAAAUGCUAUGUCGGUUCCGGUCGUUGGUGCUGUGCUGCUGGCGGUACUGAUGACAACUGGAGUGCGCGACGAGUACACAUAUCCCCGGCUGCACUUUCGAUCCGCCUCAAGUGCUCUUGCAGACAAGGAAGUGCCUGAUGAUAUGGAGGAGGGCUCCCAGGAUUGUGUAUCCGAAGCCGACGCUGAAAGCGGCGAGCUGUGA
This is a messenger RNA of Symbiodinium sp. CCMP2592, 3135 nucleotides long. The record is from the annotation of a GenBank genome assembly. NCBI's taxonomy places the organism in Eukaryota, Dinophyceae, Suessiales, Symbiodiniaceae.